CGCCAACUUCAUUUGAUCCAAGCAGACGCGCGACUUGAUGACCGACAAUGGAACGCAGCACAGCGAAGGUCAGAAGGCGUUACUAGAACUCGAGUCUAAAUUCACCGCCAAAAAGUCUUCCAUUCAAGGAACCAACGGCAUGCAACUCCGAGUUCUUGCUUUGUUUCCUCGACUGUUCGAAGAUUACCCAUACCCCGUCGUUGUCACUGCUGCGAUACUUAAAUUAGCAGAUUGGUUUAGGCAAAGCAAUAAUGUCCUCAAAUUUCACAUCUACAAAGUGUUUGAGCAAUCAUCCGAAGCGCAUCUUCCCAAGUUGAUAAACACAGAAGAAACAGUCAGACGCAUAUUGCCAGUGCUCUAUAGUAAUGACUACGUAGCGCGAUCCAUUACACUUCGAAUGCUGGGAUGCAUAUCUGCCAUUAUACCGGAGAAACUGGAUGUGCAUCAUGGAGUCAUGCAGCGUCUGGAAUUAGCGGAAGAUCGGCCCGAAUUGGAGGCAGCCAUAUGGGCAGCAGACAAAUUUUGUGGAGUAUCCCAUCGAUUCUUGGCCGUGAUCUGCUCGAAAUUAGAAGCUAUGAUUAUGUCUCCGUCAAUUUCACCAGAUGUUAGGACGCAACUCAUUCGCAUCUUGCGGCAUAUGUAUGUGGACUUUACAAUGCUGAAAAAGGCUCUUGCAAUCUGUAUGAAUAUGCUAAACUUAGAUCCGCCUAUCGAGGAAGAUCAAUUGAAAGUGGUUUUGAGCACUAUAGCGUCUUUGUCGAAGCACUCGUUCCUCAACCGCACUGAACACAUCAGCCUUCUGAUCUCGUAUGCGUCUAAAGAUUGCGGUCAGGAUUUGAUGUGUCAGGUGUUACAUGACUUGAUCUUGAUGCAAGAUGCUCAAGCCAUGCUAUCUUCCUUAGACGUUCUGAACCUGAUGAAAAUCGGUUGUGAAGUAUUACAAUCCGGAUCCUUUUUUCUCAAGUACACAUACGGCCGCUGUCUCUUAAUCUUAUUUCAAAAGAAUGAGCCAGCAUUACAGACAAUCAUCCGCUCCUCUGAUCCGGCAAGUCAUCAGCAAUUCAAGGAGUUCAUUGGUGCAAUACAUAAUAUAUUGUUUAUGGAAUCGAACCGCUUACAGAUAAGCUCGAUGAUACAAUAUACAGCUAUAUUGAACAUCAUAAUAUCGACAUUGAAAUAUUGCGAAAAUUCGGUAGUCGAUGAACAGACGAUGAUUGACAUGGAAGAAAAGAUGUAUCGGUGUCUUAAUAUGGCCACGGAUUCCCUGGUGAUGGCGCCUUAUACCAACCAUAGAAAAAUUACUCUUAAAAAACUCCUAAAACUGAGGAGAAAGCUAUCAGUUGGCGCGGAAAACAUUCCACAGGAUUUCGAAUAUAUGUUGGGCACGGUGGAAGCUGCCAAUGAAUGCCUUGUACCUGUUCUUUGCAUGCAUCUGUACUACUUAGCAUGUCAAAGCAAAGCAAAUGAAGGACAUUAUUUUGUUUUGUUACUUCAAAAAUUGAGCAAGAAUAUAGAUAACCCCGUAGUAUGCAUUCCCUUAAUUAGGCUGACACUGCGACUUUGUAUGGACACAUCUGAGGAAGCCACGAAUAUGGUGAUAGAGGACUGUUUCAGUAAAAUCAAGCUGUUUGGCGGAUGGAACCAAACUGAGGGCAAGUUCACCAAAAACCAAAGCUAUUUAUGGGAUAUUGCGAAGAUUGCUGGGCAAUGCAAAAACUUUGAAAUUAUGUAUGAAGUGCUAUCAGGCAUUGCUGGAGAGGUUCAAACGGAGGCGAGCGAUUGCUGGGUUCAGGCGAUGAUGAAGUUAUCUCGUUCGGAAUUCCUAAUAUCGUCUGGUAUAGACAAAUCGAGCCCUGACUACGGCACCGCGUGUGCGUUAUUGAACAAAGCAAUAGAAGACCAAGUGCGAUUUCAAACGCUAAUGAAGGCGUUUUCCACUAUGAAAGAACCUAGGUUAUUCCCAUGCUGGUAUAUACAGCUUCGAACUGAAAUGCUCACCCUGAUCAAAAAUACAAUCUCUAUCAUUGUGAACAGUCAAGAAGUCCGCAACAAUCCACAAAACGUGAACUCAUUAUACAUUCGAAUAGAGAGAAAGAUAAUGUCCUGCGCAAAAGAUUGGUUUAAACUGGCUUCAAGAUAUCAGCUUUUACGAAAGACCAUAUACAAUACAGAUCGGCAAACUGCACAGUUGAUUGACGAAUUUCAAAUCAUCGCGCUGACCUUUGGAUAUUCUCUAUCAUCAAUGAAGCGCAGCAUGAUGACCUUUACACAUCCAGCUUUAAUACCCUUAUUCGAAGACGUCUCUAUGAUGGACGAAGGCAUGGAAAUCGACAAAUCUGCACGCUCAUUGUCGAUCCAGGUCUUGCGCGAAACGGAUGAUUGGAACAAAGUGCCUGACAUGGAAUUGGCCCAGCGAAUUGAUGCUUUCUCAAGGACUGUUGAGGCUUAUUGCAUUGGCAUUCUCAGCUUAUCACUAAGUCUUCCACAAAACUUUUUCAGCAGCCAUAAGAGUGUAUCUGUACAGAUGAGCGUGGAGCCUUCGUUGGAGGAGCUUCAACCAAUUACGCUUGGAUCGGAUUCAGUAGAAGUAAUGGUGAUCAAGUUUGAGGGAAUUGUUCAGCGCAGCCGUUGUAAAGGUCAAAUAAUGAAAGCUACGAAAGCUGACAUUGUUUGCUUCACGACUAGCCAACAAAUUUCGAAUAUUGGCGAUCAAAUGCAAGCUUUGAUGAUAUAUGACAAUCCAGUGAUGGCGCUCGGAGAUAUGGGCUUAAGCGCUUGUUUGCUACACCCACCUACCUCAUACCAAGCAAACAUCGUUAAUAACUACUUCUCUACAAUGGGGCUUAUUCAUUUACCGCGGUCGAAGAAAGUAGCAGAGGAUACCGGUAGUAAGCGCCCAACGACUGUUGUGUGGGUCAAUGUGUUAGUUCGACUAGUUGAUGAUAUGGACAGAGCAUGGAUUACUGGCCCUAGAUAUAGUAGACGCGUGAUAUUACAAUGAAACUUUUGAUCACACCAAGCCAUAGGUUACUGAAACCCAAGCUAUACCAUAGCAUUGUAAACGACGAAUCACAAAACU
Molecule: messenger RNA, 3079 nt
Organism: Umbelopsis ramanniana AG
Lineage: Eukaryota; Fungi; Mucoromycota; Umbelopsidomycetes; Umbelopsidales; Umbelopsidaceae
Exons: 17
Coding region: 38-3001 (987 amino acids)
Biological process (GO): snRNA 3'-end processing
Cellular component (GO): integrator complex
Source: RefSeq, a predicted model, not a curated record